AUGCAAGCUUCCAGAGGGCCCGGAUCUGAGUCCGGUUACAACUCCCCGCCUGCUUCCCCAUCUCUCCAACAAGGCGCAUCUCCUAUCCAUCCAGAAUCUUUUCCUCCCCCCGAUUCCAGGCAUCGCCCAGAAACCAUCCAGCGUUAUUAUACCCGCAAUGCCACUAAUCCUGAGCAGUACAAUCUUCCCACCCAGUACACCCAGCGUCCCGGGUACAACCAGACCGGCAGAUCGGUCAACGUCAACGUCAACGCGUUCCGAGUCAUACAGUAUCCUUCUGUCAAGGUCUUCCAGUAUGAUGUUGUCAUCGGCAGUGGAGUAGAGAAGCGGGGUCUCAACCGCAAGGUCUGGAACUCUCAAGUUCGCAAGACCGCCACAGGUCCGCCCAUCAUCUACGAUGGCGUUCGUCUUGCAUGGUCCCUGAAGGACUACAACGAGAUUCGCCUCAUGGUUGACCUCGAUCAGGAAGAAGGUCGUCCUCCUUCUCAAGAUGGCAAGAAUACUUUCCGUCUUCACAUCAAGAGAACCCGAAUGCUUGACAUCAGCCUCAUUCAGCAGUUCCUAGAAGGUCGUGUGCAGCUCGAUGAGAAAGUCGCAGAAGCGAUUACAUUCAUGGACCAUCUUCUCCGGGAAACGCCGUCGUCCUCCCCGCAGUUUGUCUCCGUGAAGCGAAGCCUCUUUAGACGUCAAGGUCAGCGUGCUGAUCUGGGCGGUGGCAUCGAGGUUUGGCGUGGCGUUUAUCAGUCCAUUCGUCUUGCGGAAGGCAAGAAGUUGGUCGUCAACUUGGACGUCGCAAACACCUGUUUCUGGAGACCAACCUCUUUGACUUCAACCAUCGUCACCAAAUAUCCAGAAGUCAGGGACAUCAAUGAUGUUAUCGAGAAAAUGGAACCGGAGCAAACCAACGGUCAUCGAACCAGCAGCUUUUUUCACAGAAAUGUAGAGGCUGCUUUCAAGGGCGUUACGGUCAAGGCUGUGUACAAGGGCAAUCCAUUCCCCAAUAAAGAGUGGAAAAUCCAUCGAUUUGAUGAAAACAAUGCCAACGAAGAGAUGAUCGAAUGGAAGGAUCCAACUACUAAGAAACUUACCGGUGAGAGGGUCUCUGUAUACCAGUACUUCAGACGCAAAUACAACAUCACCCUGCAAUAUCCCCGACUACGAUUGGUUCAGAUGACCAAGAAGGGUGUCAAGUAUCCUCUGGAAUUCCUCAACAUUGUCGAGGGCCAGCGAUACGGCGCAAAGCUGAGCGAGAUCCAGACCGCCAACAUGAUCAGGUUCGCCGUCUCUCCUCCAAACGUCCGACUCCAAGCCAUCAAUGAGGGCAAAGGCUGGUUGAACUGGGACGGUGACCCAUUUUUGACAAACUACGGACUUCGCAUCAGCCAGACGCCGAUCAAGAGCACUGCGCGCAUUCUCCCAGCGCCUGGGAUCCAAUUCGGCAACAAGCUUGACCAACCUGGUACGCGAGGUCGUUGGGACCUCAAGGGGAAGACUUUCUUCACCCGUAACCCUCAGAUACUUGAGUCUUGGGGAGUCGGCGUCUUCACCGGUCGUUUCAAGCCUGAUCGAGCUGUGAUUGAUCAGUUUGUCCUUGAUUUCGCCCGCGCUUAUCGUGGCCACGGCGGCCAGGUUGCAAGCAACCCGCCUUUUGUCACCGUGCUCAAUCAGGAUGUCGGCGCCGCCGUUGCCGCACUACACCAAUCAACCGGCAAUCAUCACCAACGUCGACCACAGCUCCUGAUCUUCUUGGUCCAAGACCGAAAUGCCUUCCACUAUCUUCGAAUCAAGAAGUCCUGCGACUGUCGCUUCGGUGUCGUUUCGCAAGUCAUGCAGAUUCAACAAGUCCUGAAGGGUAACCCUCAGUACUACUCCAAUGUCUUGAUGAAGGUCAACGCCAAACUAGGCGGUACAACAUCUCAAGCUGUGCCCCACAAAGACAGCGGUUUCAAACGGUUCUCUGUCCCGACAAUGAUCAUCGGUGCUGACGUCUCGCAUGCUUCACCCGGCAGUCAGCAGGCCUCGAUGGCGGCUAUAACCGUUUCAUUCGAUCGAUUUGGUGGCCGUUACGUCGCUGCUUGUCAAACCAACGGCCGUAAAAUGGAAAUGAUCUCAGAGGCCAACUGGCGUGAUAUCUUGAGACCUCUUGUGACCGAGUGGAUGUCGCAGGUUGGCGGCGGCCGACCUCCUCAGCAAGUCUACUACAUACGCGACGGAGUCUCUCAGGAUCAGUUCGCCCAUGUGCUCAACCGGGAAGUGCCUCAUAUCAGACAGGUGCUCGAGGCCUGCAUCGAUGGCAAGAAGUUCGAAGGCAAGCUUACGACCAUCAUCGCAAGCAAGCGCCACCAUGUCCGUUGCUUCCCCGACAGAGAAGGUGCGGACAACAAAGGCAACCCUCUGCCGGGCACGCUGGUCGAGAGAGACGUUACUACACCUACCGAAUUUGAUUUCUAUCUCUACUCACACAUCGCGUUGCAAGGAACUUCCCGUCCGGUGCACUACAGUGUCAUCCUUGACGAGGCCAAACACCGUCCGGAGCAGAUCCAAAACAUGAUCUACGAGCAUUGCUACCAAUACAUGCGCUCGACGACUUCCGUGUCGCUUCAUCCGGCGGUCUACUACGCUCAUCUGGCCUCCAACCGUGCAAAGGCUCACGAAGAUGUCCCUGCCACUGCCGGUCCCCAAGGCGGUGCUGGGUUCAAGCAGAAGGAUCCAGACAAAAGCAAAAGCUCUGAGCCUUCCGAGUCCGAGAUCAAAUCACUCAUGCCCCUUUUCAACGUCCAAGGCAUCGUCUUCUCCAUGUGGUACAUCUAA
Cladophialophora psammophila CBS 110553 is the source of this 2811-nucleotide messenger RNA. RefSeq lists its product as uncharacterized. Bases 1 to 2811 code for a protein of 936 amino acids. The record is from RefSeq and is a predicted model, not a curated record. The transcript has a single exon. Gene Ontology annotation, molecular function: protein binding; RNA binding. Lineage: Eukaryota; Fungi; Ascomycota; Eurotiomycetes; Chaetothyriales; Herpotrichiellaceae.